AUGGGUUGUGGCAGCAGUGCAACAGCUGCCGGCGGAACAGAGAGGAAAGACGUUGGCCCCAACAACGACCACGAUGUGGCCGACAAACAUUCGGCCCCCAGCGGCCCUGAUCUUCAGGGAGCAGCGGCGUCCAAGUCUGAAAAUGCCGAGGAGCCUUCGGUUGAACCUAUAGGUGUCAUCGAAGCCCCCGGCCACGAGGGCAAGGAUGUGCUGGCCACCAACGUCUCGGAGCCCACCGGCGAGGAUGAGAGGUCCACGGUCGGCGCGGAGAAGCUGCAGGAGGCAUGA
Messenger RNA from Cladocopium goreaui, 288 nucleotides. The record is from the annotation of a GenBank genome assembly. NCBI's taxonomy places the organism in Eukaryota, Dinophyceae, Suessiales, Symbiodiniaceae.